Messenger RNA from Cylicocyclus nassatus, 915 nucleotides. Lineage: Eukaryota; Metazoa; Nematoda; Chromadorea; Rhabditida; Strongylidae. The record is from the annotation of a GenBank genome assembly.
AUGGUGCUAACUACGGAUGAAGACUAUCUGAUGACGAAGGAUGAACGUACACAGCAUCAGAUGGAAGCGAUGGCGGUUUGGUGCGCCAUGAUACUUCGCUCGCAGUACGAAGAUGACGAAUUUGACAUUGGAAGCACCAAACACGAAGCGAAUAAAAUGCUGCAAGACCUUCUUACGAAGUCAAAGACACGCAGGGCUAGUUUAACAACGGAAAACAGCAAACCCUUCAAAUAUGCUGAUUAUCUUAAAAAACAGAAGAGGGACUCCAUUCGAGAGAGCGCAAAUCGUCUCUUCAACUCAUCACAAGUGCCAUUCCUGAUCCGAGGCGCUGUGAGCAGCAAAGUCUUUUCAGUGCGUGCGGAUUGCUGCGUUUAUUCCGAUUUGCGCCUGCAAACAACACUACUUCGUUUGUUUCUUUCUUUUCAUCCAGCAUGGUUACAUUUAGGAUUAGAAACUGUAUAUAACAACGAGAUCAGAGUAAAUGAAGGCGAAGUGUUUGCGCAAGUUAUCAGCCGUUUCAUCGUGCAGCGCCUAUUCUCGGACCCCAAAAUCAUGAAGAAUAAGAAAUACGCUAUUGGCAGUGGGAAGUUGAUUGUAACAGAUGCAGGUCGUGAAAAACUGCAUUCACACUUCUUGAUUCACACCUGCUUGUUUUGUUAUUUUGUGGAGACGGCAAAAGCAAACUUUAUCAUCAAGCACAAUCCUAGGAUGUUCGCGAAAUCUUCAUCGUUCAAGUGCAUGGAUGAUGUAUUCGCCGAGUUGAGCCGAGAAGUUUUGUCCGGAAGUGGGAUACCACUGAACAAAGCAUUUGCGAAAAUGGGCUUCAGGCCAACUUAUAAGCAGGGUUUUGUUGAUGACUAUGAUUAUACGGUCAAAGAUUUUUCGGAUUUUACCGACGGAGUAAUUCUAGGGUAA